AUCCUUUUUAACUCUUUUUUUUUUUUGGCAUGGAGUCGGAGGUUUUGUGGAAGAUGGAGAUAAUCAGAAAGGCAGAGGAGUUGGUAGAGACAGAAAUGAGUGGAAACGAUGCUUCACAUGAUGUAGCCCAUGCUUUUCGAGUUCGAGACCUUGCCCUUUCACUUGCUCAUGAAGAAACCCUUUCUACAUCUCCAGAUUCCAUCUUAAUCGUGGAACUGGCUGCUCUUCUACAUGAUAUAGGUGACUACAAAUACAUAAGGGAUCCAUCUGAGGCAGAGAUCGUUGAGGAAUUUCUUCAGGGGCAAGGCAUAGAGGAAGGGAUGAAGAUAAAGAUAUUGAAUAUAAUUAAGGGGAUGGGUUUCAAGGAAGAAGCGGGAGGGCUUGCAAAUACGAAUUAUUCAAUAGAGUUUGGGGUGGUGCAAGAUGCCGAUCGGCUUGAUGCGAUUGGUGCAAUAGGAAUCGCCCGUUGCUUUACUUUCGGUGGAAGCAGGCAUAGAGUACUCCAUGACCCUAAAAUUGAACCUCGAUCAGAUCUGUCUAAGGAAAAUUACAUGAACAAAGAAGAGCAGACUACUGUAAAUCAUUUUCAUGAGAAGCUUCUCAAAUUGAAGGACUUGAUGAAGACAAAGGCUGGUAAGAGAAGGGCUGAGAAAAGGCACAAAUUUAUGGAGGAUUUUCUGAAGGAGUUCUAUGAAGAGUGGGAUGGGAGGGCUUAAAUGAGAUUGAGAAGUUUUACUAUCGACCAAUGACCAAACAACAUAUAGUGCGCUGGUGUGCCUCUCACGACUUCUUGGGUGUUGUGUUAUUCCUAUCUUGUUUAAACAUUUCAGUUGGUUUGUUACUCUAGAGUUUUGCUCCAAUCAACUUUGUAAUGAUCAUGUAUUCGUGCUAGAAUAUUUGAUACUUUAUGUUCAUUCUAUUAAGCAUCCAACUUGAGAUGUUGAUAUUGAGGCUAUAUUAGCACUUCAUUUAAAUCCAAAGUGAUUUGUUAUUUUCA
This is a messenger RNA of Solanum pennellii, 997 nucleotides long. RefSeq lists its product as uncharacterized. The record is from RefSeq and is a predicted model, not a curated record. NCBI's taxonomy places the organism in Eukaryota, Viridiplantae, Streptophyta, Magnoliopsida, Solanales, Solanaceae. The transcript has 8 exons. Bases 30 to 716 code for a protein of 228 amino acids.